AUUGGUACGUGCAACCACUUUUGUUAGCACCCUAAUUGCCGGUUACCACCAAAAUAAACUUUUUACUUUUCAUCAACAGAAACUUCCACUCGGUUGAACAAGAACGGAAAACUGCUGAGGAGAGAGAAGAGCAGGCGUUGAUCAGCUGCUGCGAAGAUGGAGAAAGAAGAGACGGUGAAAUUGAUUAGCUCCGAUGGCUUCGAAUUCAUCAUCGACAGGAAGGCCGCCAUGGUUUCUCAAUUUCUUCGCAAUAUGCUUACUUCCCCAGGGGGUUUUGCUGAAACGGAGAACGGAAUUGUGAGAUUUCCGGAAAUAAGUACUACUAUUCUGGAGAAAAUUUGUCAGUAUUUCUAUUGGUCUCGUCAAUACGCUAGUGGAAAGGAGACCGAAUUCCACAUUGAACCUGAACUUACUCUGGAGCUGAUGAUGGCUGCUAAUUAUCUCCAUACAUGAGUAGAAUUUGCUUCUCUUUCUCACCGUGGCAUUCUCUAUUUAUGGAAUGCUCAAGGAUGCCCACUUAAGGAUGGAAUUUCAUAAAUUUACUGGCUUAUCUUCAUGUCUUUGCUAUCAGCUCUGGUCCCUUGGAGCUGUCAGACCAGGGACAUUGUUUAGGAGUAGGACUGAUUGUCAAAGACUGACCGGAAGUUCGUCUUGGAUACUGAAACAGAAGUAUAUAACAUCGUAAUUCAGACUAAUAGAACUUGUAUGUUUAAUAUUCUGGAAAAAUAUCUAUAUUCCUGUUAUGUCUGUUAAUACACUGUCCGGAACUGUUUUUGGUUCUUCUCUUUAUCCAUGCAUUAAUUAGUCC
Molecule: messenger RNA, 808 nt
Organism: Spinacia oleracea (spinach)
Lineage: Eukaryota; Viridiplantae; Streptophyta; Magnoliopsida; Caryophyllales; Amaranthaceae
Exons: 4
Coding region: 157-453 (98 amino acids)
Biological process (GO): ubiquitin-dependent protein catabolic process
Source: RefSeq, a predicted model, not a curated record